Molecule: messenger RNA, 971 nt
Organism: Moneuplotes crassus
Lineage: Eukaryota; Ciliophora; Spirotrichea; Euplotida; Euplotidae
Source: the annotation of a GenBank genome assembly
AUAAAAUGAGCACAAAGAAAACUAAGAAGAAGGGCAAGGAUAAGAAGAAAGUUGCUACUGAAGAGACGCCACCUCCUGAUGAGGUUACUGCUGAAGAGGAUAAACCUAAUUACUUGAUCAUCGCUCAUACAGAUUCAACUCCUUUCUGCCCUAUUGAGGAUAUUGAUGGCAACCUCUUUGUUGUAGUCAUAAAUGGAGAUAUUUAUCAGGUUUUGGAAGAUAAACUUGAGCAUGCCUUUUCUACCAAUGGCCAACCUACUUCUAUUGUGUUUGAUCAACAAGGGAGCUCAUUUAUAGCAGAUACAGCACAUCAAGCAAUCUUAAGCCAGACUAUGAAUGAGCACAGGAUGGAAACGAGCCCUGUUAUUAAAGAUUAUGAAGGUAAUGCUUUAAAAGGCCCUCACUCAAUGAUUCUCUCAGAAAAACAAAACGCAUUGUUUUUCACAGACUCUGGUCCAUUCGGAGAAUCCAGCUUAGAAAAUCCUUGAGGAAGUAUCUUUGCGAUAGACUUAUCAGAGUCUAUCUUGAAAAAAAUCCAAUACAACAGUCUGGCAGCUCCCACUGGUCUCUGAGUAAACUUAGCAGAGGAUGUUCUUUAUGUGUCUGAGACAUGUGAAAAUAGGCUACUUAAAGUAGUUCUUAAUGAUACAGGUUCAAUCGAGAAAGGGGAGCAAUAUCACACAAGUGUAUUCAAGCAGUUCUCUGGCAGAUUCGGACCUACUGCAAUCGCAGUGAAUCAUGAUGGAUUCAUCUAUGUCGCCAGAUUCGAGUUCGCAACCAUCUGAGAUUAUGGAUUAAUCUCAAUCCUCAACGAGAAAGGAGAGAUUGAGGAUGAAAUUAUCUUACCAAAGUUGCCCGAAAUCACUGGAUUAUAUUUCUCAAAAGAGAAGGAAAAUAUUCUGUACAUCACUGAGUCAAGCAACAACGUUAUUGCCAGCUAUUCGCUUGAAUAAAUUUCAAAAUUCUCAAUA